AUGGGGGGUGUUAUUCCUUUCGCUGGGCUCAGCAGCCCCUCAAAGUCUAGGAAAGAAAAGGAAACCCGCGCGCCUUCGAGUUCGAGUCGACGUCCAUCUCAAGGCUCGCAGGCCUCUGCUUCAACGAUUCCCCGGAGCAGUUCUUCGGACGCCCCUAGCACUGCAUCAAGCGUACAGCCUCCCUGGGACCGCACUGUCGAGAUAAUCUGGGUCAGGGAGACAUCUAGUGGGCGUGGGGAGGACGAGCAACGAAUUGAGUUGGCGUUCCAGGAGAACUGCAAGCGCCUGCGACGCAAAUUCGCUCUCAAUCAAUGCCAGCCUGAAGAGACGACCGAAAACAGCGCCAAGAAUGGAGAAGCAACGGACCGUCAACUUGCUCCAGGCGAGCAGCUCCAAGACAGUCGACACAAACCGCAUUAUGAUGCCCGCGCAAGGAACCGAAACAGUCGAUACUUUCAGCUUCCCGAUUCAAUCCGUUUCAAGAUCGUGAGAACCGUCCUGCAAAUCCGCGAGCAUGAUGGCAAAGCUAUCCGGAUGAACAGCCCAGUGUACCUCCGAGCCGUCUGGCCUGUCAACAGCAAGAAGGAAGACAGGCGCUGGUCGACAGACUACUUUGAUAGCCUGGAAGCUGUCCUGAUUUCACUCGCCAGUUACACAUCUGUGUGCUUCGACAUGCGAGUCGAUGUGCUAGCAACACUGUUUCUUACCCGACGGUUCCAUGUAGUCUUCUCGCCGCUUAUGACAGCGCGGAUACAGCCCACUGCGGUGCUGUGGAUGAAUCAUUUCGGCCCGCUAAUGGCGUCGAUUACACUCGAAGUAGACUUUUCCAAGCAGGGUGGUAACUGGGCCCCGGGUGCAGCAAAGAUUAACUCCCUUCCUGGCAUGGAGGACAUGGCACAACUAGUUGACGACUUUGUAUGCGCCCAGCUAACGAGGAUGAGAAAGACCACAAUCCAAGACCUGCGCAUCUUGGUGAGAAGAUACCACGGCUAUCGGCCGACAACCGCCAAGAGCACAGCAAGCGAUGUCAACAAGCCGGAACCAGAAGCAGACCCUUCGAGCCGAGCUCCAGUCCUUCCCGCCUCUACUCCCAUCCGCUACACUCAACCCGCACACAUACGCCUUGUCCUAGAACCGCUCAAACGGCUCCGGUCGCUGGUCGACAAGAUAACCAUCACGGGCGCCCCACAGGACCUCGCCACGGAGCUCAUCCUUGUCCUGGCGGGCAAAGACCACCCUCUCUACACACCUGAGGACAAGCAGCGAGAGAUGGACACCCACUGCACCCACCGCCGCCCGGCGCGCGAAUACCCGUUCACGCCCGGACCAGGGCAGCGCUCCAUGCUUGACUACGGCCUGCACAGUGACGAUAAGUCCGGUAAAGGCAGAGCUGGGUUGCGUGGGCUGGCGAUACACAACCACCCGGCGGAGGAAGACUGGGAGGGGCUGUAUGGCUGUCGGGUUGUUGCGGGUUCUUCUCUCUCACCGUCUGUGUCCGCGUGCGCGUCUACGUCUGCUCGGGAUUUUGCCGGUAUAGGGACUCCCCUACCUACUCCUACUACGGAGCGACGGCGCGUGGUCACGGGUUUGGUAUCUCCGCUCCCAGUUGGUGGAAACGGCGCGGGCGGCGAUGGCUACGAUUGGAAUGAUAAGGACAAGGCGCUCGCGGACAGGCUGCGCAAGAUGUCGAAGAAGUGGGUUUCCAAGGCAUCAAUGCUGAGGAAGAGGAGCGAUAGUGGGGGCAGUUCAGGCUCUGGGGGAGCAGAUGGUACUACUCAGGAGGGUAAAGAAUCGGUGUGA
Molecule: messenger RNA, 1800 nt
Organism: Canariomyces notabilis
Lineage: Eukaryota; Fungi; Ascomycota; Sordariomycetes; Sordariales; Chaetomiaceae
Exons: 2
Coding region: 1-1800 (599 amino acids)
Source: RefSeq, a predicted model, not a curated record